UAGUUUCAAAGGAUUUCACUUCCAUUUUUUUCCACCACUGUUCCUUAAUAAACUCCUUAUAAGUAUGCCGUUUCUUCAACCUAAUCUUUUGCUGCUUUAAAUCCACCUUCUCAGAUGUCAUCGUUUUCAGUGGGCACUCACUUGUCCCCAUCCCAACACCUACGGAAUCUCACAGUUCACCUUUCAGUUCAUGGCAUUCGUACUGUCGAAUAUUCACCAUCAAGUCGGCUCCUUUCUGGCCUCUCUUGUUGUAGGACCAGACUUCCUAGAUUGUUGGGUGAUAGUGUAUUGGCACGUGCUGAAAACAAGGCUAGAGGUCCUACUUCGUCUUUUCAGCCGCCUCAAGCUCCUCAAAAUUGCGACUCACAAUUUGAGGACCUGACGCCAGAACCCAGUACUAGCGAUCCCUUGUGCUCAAUUGACGAAGCUAGCUCACAAGAUUUUGAAGGUAGAAACCAGUCCAAGACUGACUUGCUUAAGGCUCUUGCAAUAUUUGCAGCAGCUGCAACUGGAGUAGUGGCAAUUAACCACUCUUGGGUAGCUGAUAAUCAGGAUCUUGCUAUGGUAUUGCUGUUUGGAUUAGGGUAUGCUGGCAUCAUAUUUGAAGAAUCCCUAGCCUUUAAUAAAACAGGAGUAGGACUGUUGAUGGCUGUAAGUCUUUGGGUGAUACGGAGUAUUGGGGCUCCUUCAACUGACAUAGCUGUUUCAGAGUUGACGCAUGCAUCUGCAGAAGUCAGUGAAAUCGUAUUUUUCUUGCUUGGUGCCAUGACCAUUGUUGAGAUAGUUGACGCUCAUCAAGGAUUUAAACUGGUUACCGACAAUAUAACAACUCGAAAGCCACGCCUUCUUCUUUGGGUGAUUGGAUUUGUGACAUUUUUCCUCAGUGCAGUUCUAGACAACCUCACAUCUACUAUAGUCAUGGUUUCUCUGUUACGGAAACUAGUGCCUCCAUCCGAGUAUCGAAAGAUUCUUGGAGCUGUUGUUGUUAUAGCUGCAAAUGCUGGUGGCGCUUGGACUCCUAUUGGUGAUGUUACUACUACCAUGCUGUGGAUACAUGGUCAUGUAUCUACAUUGCCAACUAUGAAGGAUUUGUUUGUACCUUCGGCCAUUUCUCUAGCUCUCCCUCUGGCUCUUUUGUCAUUGACUAGUGAAGUGAAUGGGAAGGGACGUGAUUCUCCCACGGUUUUGGCAUCUGAACAGAUGGCUCCUCGAGGACAGCUUGUUUUCUCUGUGGGUAUAGGAGCUUUGGUGUUUGUGCCAGUUUUCAAGGCCCUAACAGGUUUACCUCCUUAUAUGGGGAUGUUGCUUGGACUUGGUGUGCUUUGGAUUCUUACGGAUGCUAUUCAUUAUGGGGAGUCUGAAAGGCAGAAGCUAAAAGUACCACAAGCCUUAUCUAGAAUAGAUACUCAAGGAGCAUUGUUUUUUCUCGGAAUUUUAUUAUCUGUUAGCAGCCUGGAGGCAGCAGGGAUUCUUAGAGAAAUAGCAAACUACCUCGAUGCUCAUAUUCCAAAUGUUGAGUUGAUUGCAAGCGCAAUUGGAGUCAUAUCAGCAAUAAUAGACAAUGUUCCAUUAGUUGCCGCAACAAUGGGAAUGUAUGAUGUCUCCUCCUUUCCUCAGGACUCAGAGUUUUGGCAGAUGGUCGCAUUCUGCGCCGGUACUGGCGGAUCCAUGCUGGUCAUCGGCUCAGCUGCUGGAGUUGCAUUCAUGGGGAUGGAAAAGGUGGACUUCUUUUGGUACUUAAGGAAGAUUAGUGGCUUUGCUUUUGCAGGCUAUGCAGCUGGUAUUGCUGCUUAUUUAGUAGCUAAUAACCUCCACAUUUCUCUACCCACAACUCUUGCUGAUGUUCCUUUCCUUUCUGGUUCAUAAAUGGCGACUUGGUCCCAAUCUGGUGUCUUCCUAAUACAAGUUCAUAAGGUUUAGAUUAAUGAUGAUUUGGGUUGCCCCAUCAUGGAUUAUACAACAGAGACAAGUAAGCUUCUUUUUUCUUUUUCUUUUUUGGAGUCUCAAUUGAAAUCCUCAAGUUUUUAUUUUUAAUUUUUAUACUCAGAUAGGAGAAACAUCGCUGAGAUGAAAUCCUGAGAUGGAAAACACUCAAUAUCCACUUGUAAUGAUAAUUUGAUAUAUCUUUUCCUAACAUUUUUUAGAUUUAAUGAAUAAUCUAUCCUGCUCAUUUUUUAUGAA
Molecule: messenger RNA, 2181 nt
Organism: Neltuma alba
Lineage: Eukaryota; Viridiplantae; Streptophyta; Magnoliopsida; Fabales; Fabaceae
Product: sodium/proton antiporter 2
Exons: 10
Coding region: 115-1866 (583 amino acids)
Biological process (GO): transmembrane transport; sodium ion transport
Cellular component (GO): membrane
Molecular function (GO): antiporter activity
Source: RefSeq, a predicted model, not a curated record